CUCAUCUUUGUGCUUUCCCCUCAAUCUCCUCCAUCGUCUUCUUCUUCUUCUUCUUCUUCUUUUUGCUCAGCCUAUAAGCAAAGCCUUCCACGGCAUAUAGCUCGAGAGGAAGCUUACCAACGUUCAUCGAGUCGGAACUAAGAGAUGCGGAGGGGAUCAGCGCAGCGGCUGAGGUUGCUGCUAUUGAUACUCUGCUGUAGCAGCGCCGUCGCAGCUAAGAAACCGACCUACAUCGUGCACAUGGCCAAGUCCCGGAUGCCACCCAGCUUCGCCGAGCACCGCCACUGGUACGACGCGUCGCUCCGAUCCGUAUCUGGCUCCGCCGAGGUCCUCUACUUUUAUGACACCGUUGCCCACGGCUUCUCCGCCCGGCUCACCCCUGCCGAGGCCCGCGCCCUCGCCCGCCGCUACGGCGUCCUCUCCGUCGAGCCCGAGACCCGGUACGAGCUCCACACCACUCGGACCCCCGAGUUCCUCGGCCUGGACCGCGGCGGCGGGUUCGUCACCUCGUCCGACUCGGAUGGCGACGUCGUGGUCGGGGUCCUCGACACGGGCGUGUGGCCCGAGAGGAAGAGCUUCGACGACGCCGGGUUCGGGCCCGUCCCGGCGAGUUGGAAGGGCGGGUGCGAGGAGGGCAAGGACUUCGUCCCAGCGGCCGCCUGCAACCGGAAGCUGGUGGGGGCCCGGUCGUUCUACAGGGGGUACGAAGCGAGCAUGGGCCCGAUGGACGAGUCCAAGGAGGCAAGGUCGCCAAGAGAUAAUGACGGCCACGGGACCCAUACCUCCACCACCGUCGCCGGCUCCGCCGUGCCGGACGCGAGCCUCCUCGGCUACGCUGCCGGCACCGCCCGCGGCAUGUCUUCCCGCGCCCGCGUCGCCGUGUAUAAGGUCUGCUGGGUCGGCGGGUGCUUCAGCUCUGACAUCCUCGCGGGCAUGGACAAGGCGGUGGAGGACGGGUGUGGCGUCCUCUCCCUGUCCUUGGGCGGCAGGGUGGCUGACUACUACCGGGAUAGCAUUGCCAUUGGUGCGUUCACGGCCAUGGAAAAGGGGGUGUUCGUCUCAUGCUCCGCCGGCAACGCAGGGCCAGUGCCGACCAGCCUCUCCAAUGUGGCCCCGUGGAUCACCACGGUCGGUGCCGGCACGCUCGACCGUGACUUCCCCGCCUACGUCGUGCUCGGCAAUGGCGAGAACUACACCGGCGCCACGCUCUACGGAGGAGAUCCCCUCCCGUCAUCGCCCCUGGAGUUUGUCUACGCCGGGAAUGUCACCAACACCACCAACGGGAACCUUUGCAUGCUGGGGACCUUAUUGCCGGAGAAAGUCGCCGGAAAAAUCGUCCUCUGCGACCGAGGGAUAAACUCUCGGGUCCAAAAGGGCUAUGUGGUCAGUGAAGCCGGCGGAGUCGGCAUGGUCCUUGCCAACUCGGCCGGCAACGGGGAAGAGCUCGUUGCCGACGCCCACCUUCUACCAGCCACCGGCGUCGGGGAAAAAGCAGGGAACGCCAUAAGAUCGUACCUUUUCUCCGAUCCGAGCCCGACGGCGACCAUAGUGUUCAGGGGAACCAAGGUCGGGGUCCGGCCGUCGCCGGUUGUGGCGGCGUUUUCCUCCCGGGGGCCGAACACGAUCACCCGAGCCAUCCUCAAGCCAGACCUCAUCGCACCGGGGGUCAACAUCCUCGCCGGGUGGACGGGGGCGGUCGGGCCGACGGGGCUGGCGGUGGAUGCACGGCGAACAGAGUUCAACGUCAUAUCCGGGACGUCGAUGUCUUGCCCGCACGUGAGCGGCCUGGCAGCGCUUCUCAAGGGGGCGCAUCCGGAGUGGAGCCCAGCCGCCAUCAGGUCCGCCCUCAUGACCACCGCCUACGCCGCAUAUCCCAGCGGCGACUCCAUCAUCGACGCGGCAACAGGCCGCGCCGCCACGCCGUUCGACCUCGGGGCCGGGCACGUGGACCCCCCGCGAGCCAUGGACCCGGGGCUCAUCUACGACCUCACCGUAGACGACUACCUCGACUUCCUCUGCGCCUCGAACUACACCCCCUUCCGGAUCGCCAGCCUCACCAAAAGGAGCAACUUCACGUGCGACGCUACGAGGACCUACGCGGUGUCGGACCUCAACUACCCGUCGUUCGCGGUGGCGUUCCCGGCAACGACAAGCGACGUCAUCGUAGGGGAUGCCACGACGGUGAAGCACAGGAGGACGUUGACCAACGUCGGGGGGCCGGGGACGUACAAGGCGACGGUGAGGGCGUGGGCGGGGACGGAGGCAGGGGGCGUGAAGGUGGCGGUGGAGCCCUCGGAGCUGAGCUUCACGGAGGUGGGGGAGAGGAGGGGCUUCACGGUGCGCUUCUCCGCAGCGGGGCAGCCUUCGGGCACGACGGGGUUCGGCCGGCUCGAGUGGUCGGACGGUGAGCACGUGGUGGCCAGCCCGCUCGCGUUCACGUGGAAAUGAGAAGACGGUGCGAAGUGCACCGUGUGGGCAUGUUCGUAUCGCAAGCAAGUGUUGCUUUUGGCAGUUAACUGUAGCGUUUCUUGUGAUGAGGACACCUAAGUUGGCUCGA
Musa acuminata AAA Group (dessert banana) is the source of this 2557-nucleotide messenger RNA. RefSeq names its product subtilisin-like protease SBT1.7. Gene Ontology annotation, biological process: proteolysis. The transcript has a single exon. Gene Ontology annotation, molecular function: serine-type endopeptidase activity. The coding region runs from base 145 to 2448 and encodes 767 amino acids. The record is from RefSeq and is a predicted model, not a curated record. NCBI's taxonomy places the organism in Eukaryota, Viridiplantae, Streptophyta, Magnoliopsida, Zingiberales, Musaceae.